Cantharellus anzutake is the source of this 408-nucleotide messenger RNA. RefSeq lists its product as uncharacterized. The coding region runs from base 1 to 408 and encodes 135 amino acids. The record is from RefSeq and is a predicted model, not a curated record. NCBI's taxonomy places the organism in Eukaryota, Fungi, Basidiomycota, Agaricomycetes, Cantharellales, Hydnaceae. The transcript is spliced from 2 exons.
AUGACGGCAAUGGUCCUUCUGAAAAGGCUGAAGCAUCGACCGAGACCUCAGCUGGAUCCACGUACUACAUUGACUAAUGUUUCAUUUGGGACCGGAAAACGGCGGAAGAGUGUGCUUGGUCAAGUCCUUGGAACACUCAAUAAGGCGAAGGAUAAGGAACCAUGGGCUAGCGAGUCGAAGCAGGGAAGUGCAUUGCGGAGGACGGAUGAGAACGGGCAACCCGAUGCUGAGAAAAGGGCUGAGGACGAAGUCAUCUGGCGGGAUUCUGAGCGACCUGAUGCUGUGCAGGAAGAAGACAUCAUUGGUGUAUGGUUUAUUUACCUAUUCUGCGGUACCCCUUCUGCUUGUGGCAAUGGGCAACGGGAGCGCUCCCCCUCGUCGUGUCUUUGGUUUUUCGCUAAGCUAUAA